AUGAGAACCCAUCUUAUCUUGGAAAUUUUUGACUUUGACAUUUUUGAGAGCUCUAGUGAAACUCCAACCCCCUGGGAUGGCUUUUCAGCCCCCGCUAAAACAGGAAACAAGGACAUGCUUUCUCUUGAGGAAAACCUGGACUUUGCUCUCCAUACUACAAAACCAUCUCUCCAGACCUGGAUGUCAAAGGUGGCUCAGAAUCUGAGCAGCACAGGAGAUCAGCCAAAGGACCUUCCUAGUCACCUGGAUGACCUUCCAGGAACAACAUCAAAAAAAGAUGAAGCCAAACAAGCAUCUGAAGAAAAUCAGUCGAAGCAGUUGAAGGAACCUAAAGCAAUUACCAAGGCACAAACAGAAGAACUGCCAUUCCCUGUGGCUGGUAGUGCCACAAUGCAGAAGCAAAAUACCAGUGGCCCGGAAACAGAAGAUUUGAAGGAGAAAAUCUUGCUUGCCCACCUAGCUGCUAGUGAGAGAGAUGAAGUUACAGUAGAGAGCUGGACCCUUCCCACAGCAGUAUUGCCCGUGGAAAUCUCUUCCAGCCCACAAUGCUGUAAGGCCGGGGAGAAAGGAAAACAUGAUGAUGCUGGCAAUUGUAACGGGGAUUGUCUUCUUUGCACUUGCUUUGCUCUCUGCAUUCUGCAUAACUUGCAGAACAGGAUCCAGAACUCCACUGUUGAUAUCAAUGAGCUCCAGCUGGUGGUGCCAAGCCGAGAGAAUGAAAACAACAACCACUCUGUGAGCCGGGAGCAGGCGGCCACUUCCUGCAGAGGCAGCACAGAACGGUCUCCUCAGGACACUGACCCAGAUGUGCCCUCCUCCAUAUCUGCAGUGACCACUGAGACUGGGAGCGAUGAAGUGUUUAUUAUUUCUGCUGGACCUGGCACUAGCGGGCUGAGCUUUACCACCUACAAAAUACAGGACAAAAAUCUAAAAAGAAGUGUCACAAGCCCAGCCUCUGUGUCUGACUGGCUGGCUUCUAAUCACAUGGCUGCAGGAGCAGACACUGUUGAGAAGGGGAAUGCCCAGCUAGAAAAUCACUGUCCCAGACAACGCACGUGGAGUGCCCGCACUUUCCACGACUUCCUGGCUCCAAUACCACAGCUACAGAAAAAGUGGUGUAGCUGGACCACUAACAGUCCCUUCACAAAGCUCGUUGACAACAGCGGUUUUCCUACAGCUGCAAGGUCUCAAGGUGUCUCAACCAGAAAAGUAAUCUCAGCCACUGAGAUAGAGGGAGCAUCAGGGACCGUUUACUCUGAUUCAUCUGCCAGUAAUGCCUCAUACCCCCUCACGCUGUCUGCACAAAGGCAGCGGAAGCUAAGCUCCUGCAAUUUGAAGAAAUCCAGGUUUGGGAACCCUUAUUUUGGAUUUUUCGUCAGUUCCCCUGACAGCAAACAUGUGAGGUCCUUGGAUCCUUCAAGACAUCUAGGGGCAACAUCUCCAGUUAACAGCCAAAGCCCCAGAAAUCUUCUAGAGAGCUCCAACCCACUGAAAAUCAACUUGGUCAAUGGUUCAAAAACAAAGGAACUUAUCUUAGAAACAGAUAAAAACAAACCAGUUUUUGUUAUUUCUGAAGAAGGGGAUGAUCAGCAGCCUCUCGUCCUAGCAGAACACCUUAGUCAAUGUGGAGAUCAUCUGUCAGAGCAAAAUGCUGUGUAUGCUCCAGCUGUGCCAGAUAAACAGCCAGUGGUUCUGACUGUGGAGGGGAACAGUUCUGCCAGCUUCAUCUCAAAUCUUCCCCUUUGGGCAAAAUCCCCCAAUUUAUACAAAGGUCACGUGAAGGUCCCAAGCUCUUCCAGGGAACAGCAGAGCUCAUCAGCUGAGGAUGCAAGUACUACUGAGACCUCACAGAACUGUGAUACCCUAACUGCUCCUACGCUAAGCCAAGCUUCAGUCCAGUGAUGCCCUCAGAAAGACUGAAACAUCAGUUCAGAAAACCAGAGACAACAGGGACAUGAUCAGAGUGGAAGCUGUGCCAAGCAAUUUGGCAUGGCAGUCAUAGAUGGAUGCAACUUUGUUACGAAUGGUCUUUGCUUCCCAUCUGCUGGGACUGAGAUUAUGAAGAUACAUACCAUAGCACAGCGCAAAUUCCACCUUUCCUUAUGCUCACUAACCUCAUCUCCGUUCUUCUGCAUGGAAUUUUUAUAUGGUUUAUACAAGAAAGUAUCCUCUGAAAAAGUACUUCAGACUGCAGAAAAACUUUUCUGGAAUGAGAAAUGAAAGUCACCUGAGAUGGUUAUACCAUGGUUUAUAGUUGAAAUGUCAAUCAGUCCUCUGUCACUGUGGUAUCACUCGAAUCUUUCUGUUGGGAGCUCUGAGUUAAAUUUUGUUUAUAGCUAUGCCUGUACAAUCCAAGCCUUGCCAAGCCAAGGGUAAGAAUUCAAUCAUGCAUGUUUGCGUACAGUUUUGUAAACUUAAUUUUAAGCAUUUCAUAAGUUCUGCACUCUAGCACAAAGUUUACCAAGCAUUAGCAUCUCUAAUAUUACAGACAACGAUUAUCUCAUAUCCUAACUCUUUAGCGAAGCAUACAGACAAGCUGAGCAACCCAACACUGGAUGCUAGUUCUAUAAAAGUCUGAUGUAGCUUUAUCUUUGUUAGAUCUACAUAGGCUUAAAACACCUUAGACCACUACAUUUUUAAGUGACUCCUCAUGGCAACAGGAGCAUGUGUAUAAAAACACUGAAAUACUAAGGAUAGUUUUCAGCAUCCAACACUUGGAUAUUUGCAGCUGCUCUGAUCCUAUAUCCACCAGCUAUUUAUUGCUGGUAACGCACACUGACUAGAGAACUAUUUCCCUUCCUUUGGCAGGCAAGACUUAAAAUUAAGUGGGGCAAACUUUGAGUGCUCACUUUCUAUAGAAAUGGACUACUAAGUGGUUGUGCCUCCCUGGUUGCAAAUACAGGGCUUUCAAUUGAACACUGAACCAAAGGGAAGCCUGCUAGUCCUAUUGCCUUCAGUAACCCCAUCAGUAUUUUAAUUGCCUCUUGGUGAUGUUUUCCUAUCUUUGCAAGAGACUCCAGCAUGUUCAGCCCACAACUUAGAAUUAUUUUGCUUUCUUAAAUGAAAGAAAUUCCUUAUGAAGCUGUAUUUUGCAGCUGAAACAGCACAUUGUUUUAAAGCAAUAGUAUGCCAUAAAACAGGUGUCAGAAAUAUCUUCCAUACAAAUCUUCCCCUAUAUUAGGUACAGUGUGCAUUGAGUUAUCUUAAUCCUUCUAUGUGAAGGCAUUUAAGUCUGAUUCCUGAAAUAUUUAAAUGAAUUAUUUAUGAUUUCACCUGCUAUUACAGCUUCCAUUUGCCGCCUAUUAACGCCUGAGAUACACAACACAAGACUGUUGGUUUUGCCUUAUACUUUGAGUGUGUGUUUACGUGUCUACGUAAACAUAGGAGCCUUGCAUCUGGCUGCAGUGGAAGCAAACACAUAUAUGCCCUUUAGCAGUUGACUCAAACAUGAACAGCAAACAAGUCUCUCCAUUCGUUAUUACCAGACUGUGUUGAGUAGUUUUGAAGCACAAAGGUCUGGCUCCAAGUUGGGUUUUUUUGUUGUUGGAUUUUUUUGUCGUUGUUGUUUUUUAAUUAAUGCUAUCUGAUUCAAAGGGAAGAGUUAAUAUAUUUAUGAUUUAAGAAAAUAUUUAGAAGUCUUCAGUACUCUAAUAAUAACGUCCACUGCAUUGAAUUCAUAUACACUGUAAUUCAGAGUCAAUGUUCUGUUACUUCUUACAUUUCUAAAGAUUGAAGUACUGAAAUCUACUUUUGAAAAGUACUUGUGUUCAGUUAUUGACAAUAGCUACAUUUGAAGGGCUGGAAAAAGUGGCUUUUUCAAUAAAAGCAUGUUUAACUAUUCAUUUCUACAAUGUAAUGACACUACUUUUCUUUUGGUGAAAGACUAAGUUAUAUGGGCACCAGUACAUCGUGUGGGGUACACCAGCACAUCGUGUGGGGUACACCAGCACAG
This is a messenger RNA of Strigops habroptila (Kakapo), 3952 nucleotides long. RefSeq lists its product as uncharacterized. The record is from RefSeq and is a predicted model, not a curated record. The coding region runs from base 1 to 1902 and encodes 633 amino acids. The transcript is spliced from 6 exons. Lineage: Eukaryota; Metazoa; Chordata; Aves; Psittaciformes; Psittacidae.